Coniophora puteana RWD-64-598 SS2 is the source of this 2007-nucleotide messenger RNA. RefSeq lists its product as uncharacterized. The record is from RefSeq and is a predicted model, not a curated record. Lineage: Eukaryota; Fungi; Basidiomycota; Agaricomycetes; Boletales; Coniophoraceae. The coding region runs from base 1 to 2007 and encodes 668 amino acids. The transcript has 16 exons. Gene Ontology annotation, biological process: positive regulation of mitotic metaphase/anaphase transition; anaphase-promoting complex-dependent catabolic process; protein K11-linked ubiquitination. Gene Ontology annotation, cellular component: anaphase-promoting complex.
AUGGAUAGAACUGGCGCCAAUACUCCACCUCCAAUCCAGCAUGUUCUUCGGCCUCAUCACAUUGACCUCAUUGCUUUGUUCCUGCUUGUGUUCAAGGAGUUCCAGAAGAAACUACCCUCGUCGUUUUUGCUACAAGUUUAUAGACUUCUGCUAGAGGAAGUUUCGGAGGUCGCGACUCACAAGUUACGCCCUGAGCUCCUGAAUGAACUCAAACAAACGCCAGAGGCAGACGAGGAUCAGGCACGAAACCUAAUAACUGCGCUAGAAACAUUGCCUAGUCAGUUGGAUUCAGCUGAUAAGCUGAACAAUUUCUUUCAUAGCAUGCCAGUCAUGUUUGUUGAUAAGAGUGAAGACGAAUCUCGACGUUCCCUGUUUGGAUUCUUUUGCCGCAGAUGUUUUAUUAGUUUCCUCAAACUUUCAUGGUACAGUGUUUGCCAUCUUCAUGCCGACUACCAGUCCUAUACUCUAGGUCAAUACGAGUCUGGUUACGGUCCGUUCGAAAAAGAUUAUUUGACACAAGAUAUCUGGAUAUUCAAAACGGGCUUCGACAUCAAAUCGUGGGCCCGGCCAGAACCUUUGGCUGCGGCAGGCAAAGGCCUUGCCUCAGGUGACAGCAUUUUAGGUCCCGAAAAUCUGCGUCGCUAUUUUGAACAGCAUUUCCACGAUCACCCAGAUUCGGGUGUGAGGCAACAUGCAUUGUUGUAUCUUGCACGCAUGCAUUUUGCACGGGGCGAAACCGCCUCCGUCAGAAACCUACUGCAAGAAGCGAUUUCUGUUGCGCGGGGCGUGGGUGACAGGUACACACUGCAGCAGUGCACAAGUUUAAUCAACCGCCUACCGUCGCCGACCCCAGUCCUUACCGAAAUACAACCUGACGUCCAUCCUGCUGAUGUCUUACAUGAUGUCGCUAAGCUUAUGAAUCCCGAAAACGGACAACCCCUCAUGAGUGCCUUUGAGAAACUUUUCCAGGCAGCUGGGCUCUAUGAUUACUGGUUUGAAAGCCGCAGAAACAUGGUCCAAGACUGGGAAUCAAGAAGUCUGCACUCCAUGCAAGCAGUACUUUGGGAGAGCGUCGGUUGCGUUGGACUCGCCGAGGUCGAGGAAGACAUGGUAUCUGCAUUCGUGGAACGUAUUCCUGAUGUCAAUCGGAAGAGCGUGACUCUCAAUCGAGUGCGCAGGCUUGCAAGAAACGGCGCCUAUGAAGAGGCCCUGGCAUCGAUACUGCACACCGAUACAUGGAUGACUCUAAAUCACACACAGUAUGUCGAAUGGGCCGAGCAGGUGUGGCAUGUGCUGGCUAUCAGAGCCAUUCGCCGCGGCCAACACCAGCUGUUCAACAACUAUCUCAAGCCAAGGAGACCUUCUUCAACUAACGUUUCAGAGUAUAUCUUUGAUGACGUCUCCGCACCGAAGCUAGGUAGUAUACGUGCCGAGCUACACGAAGUCAUUCGAGCGCGACAUCACGGACAGGCUGUUGCUGCUAUUCAACCACUCCUACAAGCGCUGUGGCUGUCUGAAUUUCAGUGCCGUUUCCCUCUGUAUCGACUUGGUGUGAUUCUGCUUGCCGAUGUCGGCCUCGAGUUUGGUUUGACAGAGUACUGCCGCCGCUUGUUGGAAGAGGUGCUGCCUCAGAUGCGAAAGGGAGACGACGUUGAACAUCGCGCACUUGCAUACUUCACGUAUGCAAGGUGUCUAGUUGCAUGCUCUCCGUCUGGUUCAGGGGAAGGUCUGCGCGAAGCGCUGGUGUAUCUGAAGAUGGCAGAGGAAGACUACAAGAGACUCGAACUCGCCGAAUCCUUAGCGGAUGUGCAAUUCCUGAUGUCUGUGGUGUAUCACAAUCUGGGGGAGACGUCAGAGUCAGAGCAGACAGGGGAGCGCCAUCUGGAGACAAACGCGCUGAUGCAAAAACACGGAGAGGUUCUCGUAGAUGAGGAGGUGUCUAGGAUAUGGGAGAUAGUGUCGCGGGUCGGCAUUAGCAUUGCUGGUCAGUCUAGUGAUCCUCACUAG